Molecule: messenger RNA, 614 nt
Organism: Dermacentor silvarum
Lineage: Eukaryota; Metazoa; Arthropoda; Arachnida; Ixodida; Ixodidae
Exons: 3
Coding region: 44-517 (157 amino acids)
Source: RefSeq, a predicted model, not a curated record
CGAUCCUCGCGCUCUAUCGGCUUCCACGUGGGGAGGCGCGCGCAUGUUUAAGAAAGAAGAAGACGGAGAAGAAGCAGCGAAUAUGGCCGAGUUGGAGUCCCUGAUGCGGAAAGCCCAAGACCAGGUCCAGCAGGCGGUGCGCGCCGAGGUGUUUGAGGGCAACAUCAGCAAGGCCGUCACCCUGUAUGCCCUCGCCGGAGGAGUCUACCUGGAUGCACUCCGAGAGGUGCGAGCUCGCUGUACCAGCUGCAUGGGUCGGCUGCGUGAGCUCAAGGACUACGCGACGCCUCGGCGCCGUGCCUGUGUGGCCGCAGAAGUGGGCCCAGAGGGCGCUGCUCGCAAGCCGGAAGAGUCCGAUUCGGGAUCGGACGACGACGACGACGAAGCCGGCCUAGUCACUGGACCUGACUUUGAGAUGAUCUGUCACUUGGAGGGCGUGCUGAUACUCGGCAAAUCUUCCUGCGGACCCUGUAGCGACACCGGCCUGGUCGAGCUCGUCCCCAAGGCAAGCAAUUAACCCAUGGCUCCAAUUGCCUUAUUGACAAUAAUUCAGUACGCAAUGACCGGUGGGUCUUCUUUUUUUUCUUAGGCUGUAAAGAAUACUUACAAAUCGC